Messenger RNA from Calypte anna (Anna's hummingbird), 2613 nucleotides. It is a transcript of the gene MAPK11, whose product is annotated as mitogen-activated protein kinase 11. Lineage: Eukaryota; Metazoa; Chordata; Aves; Apodiformes; Trochilidae. The record is from RefSeq and is a predicted model, not a curated record. Gene Ontology annotation, cellular component: cytoplasm; nucleus. Gene Ontology annotation, biological process: intracellular signal transduction; protein phosphorylation. The coding region runs from base 98 to 1183 and encodes 361 amino acids. Gene Ontology annotation, molecular function: ATP binding; MAP kinase activity. The transcript has 12 exons.
CCUCCCCGCCGGCGCCGGCGGUGCCCGCCUCGCUCCCCGCCCCGGCUGAGGGGCGGCUGCCGCUGUUGCUGCCGCUGCCGGCGGCGGCUCUGUGAAAAUGUCCGAGCGGGGCACCUUCUACCGGCAGGAGCUAAACAAGACGGUGUGGGAGGUGCCCCAGCGCUACCAGAACCUCACCCCCGUCGGCUCCGGCGCUUACGGCUCAGUCUGUUCAGCGUAUGAUACAAAAACAAGACAGAAGGUGGCAGUAAAAAAGCUUUCAAGGCCUUUUCAAUCACUUAUUCACGCGAGGAGGACCUACCGAGAGCUUAGGUUGCUUAAGCACAUGAAGCAUGAGAACGUUAUAGGAUUGUUAGAUGUUUUUACACCUGCGACAUCAAUAGAAAAUUUUAAUGAAGUGUAUCUUGUGACAAAUUUAAUGGGUGCUGACCUGAAUAACAUUGUGAAAUGCCAGAAGUUAACAGAUGACCAUAUACAGUUUCUUAUCUAUCAGUUACUUCGAGGUCUUAAGUAUAUUCACUCAGCUGGAAUCAUCCACCGGGACCUGAAGCCCAGUAACCUCGCCGUAAACGAAGACUGUGAAUUGAGGAUUUUAGACUUUGGUUUAGCUCGACAAACUGAUGAUGAAAUGACUGGAUAUGUUGCAACAAGAUGGUACAGAGCUCCAGAAAUUAUGUUAAACUGGAUGCACUACAAUCAGACAGUUGACAUCUGGUCCGUUGGAUGCAUCAUGGCAGAACUAUUGAAAGGGAAGGCCCUAUUUCCAGGGAAUGACUAUAUUGAUCAACUAAAGAGAAUUAUGGAAGUUGUGGGCACACCCAGUUCUGAACUUCUGAAGAAGAUAUCAUCAGAACAUGCAAGAAAGUACAUUGAAUCUCUUCCACAUAUGCCUCAGCAGGAUUUGAAAGCAGUAUUCCGUGGUGCAAAUCCAUUAGCUGUAGAUCUUCUUGAGAAGAUGCUUAUACUAGACAGUGAUAAAAGAAUUACUGCCUCAGAAGCACUGGCACAUCCAUACUUUGUACAGUACCAUGACCCAGAUGAUGAGCCUGAAGCUGAGCUGUAUGAUGAGUCAAUAGAGAAUAAGGAGCGAACCAUAGAAGAAUGGAAAGAACUCACCUACGAAGAAGUGAUUAGCUUUAAGCCCCCUGACUUAAAAAUGGAUAGCCUGGAGAUAGAACAAUGAAUACAGGCAGCUCUGGUUUGCUUUGGUGCACUCUGAAGACUGUUAAAAUAUAACCAUACAAUUUAACCUAUGGUCAGAUGUAGAUAUUACUAUCCAAAGAUAUUGGAGAAGAUGUGGAAAAACAGAUGCAUUAUACAGAAGCCAGAUAUUGUCGUUUUGGGGUGGGUUGGUUUUUUUUUUUUGCCUUGCAAUAUGAAUGUAUUCCCAGCUCACAAAGGGUGAUAAACAACUGCUUCAUCAUGACAAAAUUAUGCACUGAGUUACGGUUGAGCUGUGUGUUCUGCAUGUUUCAUUUUAUCAGUUGUACUGCCAAAAUAAAGGUGACGUUUUAAAUUAAUUUUAAAAUUGUACAUUUAAAGCAUGAAUGUAUAGAAACAUAAACAUAGAAGUCCAUACAAGCAAUCAGAUUUUUUCCUGGCAUUUUAUCUGUCCAUUUUCCUAUUAUUUAUAGUUAGUGCCUUUAUGAAGAGAGGAUGUUUUAGUGAGAUAGACAGAAUAUGCAUAUGUAGUCAUAUGUGUGGUGGUCUUACAAAUUUACUGGAUGUCUCUCAAGCAACCCUAACACCAGUUGAAAGUCAGUAAAAAUAAAUCUUUGUCCUCUGUUGCCAUCCAAGUGUCUGUUCUCAUUAUUUUCCCCAUGUAUAUGUUUUUUAUCAGCACAGUGCCGGUUUGUGAGACCAGUUUAAUUCCUGUUGGUAUUCCUAACCGUGCCAUCUGAGGAGUGCUGGCAAAUUUGCCUGAGUUUACAGGAAGGUGCCCUGGAGGCACUUCAGCCCAUCUCUUAGUCUCCUGCAAACUUCAGCAAAGGCUGUGACAGGUGGCAGUGCAGGAGUACUCAGUUAAGUUCACAGCUUUGAAUGCAAUGUUCCUCAUUGUCUUUAUUUUCUGUCACAUAAUCCGUGGGAAAAUAAUCUAAUACUUACCAUUGGAAGAGAUGAGAAAACAAGAAGAUUUAAGAAUUCGUUUGUGAAAAACAAACUAUCCAUCUCAUCAGAGUUUCCUUUUAAGCAAAACUGUAAAGGUUUUCCAGCUCUGAAAGCUGAAAAAAUAAGUAAUAGAUUUCAGGAUACACCAGAUACUAACGUUUCUUAAGUAAUCAAAUUUGUCUGAUUUCCCCACUGAAGGCAUAAUACUGAAACUGGAAUAUUCUUUGGCAUGAGGCCUCUUGUGGUGUACUGGCUGUGUCUUUCUAAAUACUUGUGAUUCACAGUUGGCUCAGUGUUGCUGAUUUUUGUGUCUCGUCCCUCUGUCAGUCUCAUUUUGGAGGUGGCUUUCUAUAAUAUUUUGGGUUUCUGCAACUUUUGUCAUUAAGAUGUAAGUUGUACAGCUAUUACAUGAGGUAAUUAAUUCUAUUAAAUGCAUUUACUUACCUCCCCCUGUAUCUUUUCUAUGUAAAAAGAAAUGCUUUUUCUUAAUAAACAGAUUUUUUU